Hordeum vulgare subsp. vulgare (domesticated barley) is the source of this 3387-nucleotide messenger RNA. RefSeq names its product receptor-like protein kinase 7. The record is from RefSeq and is a predicted model, not a curated record. Gene Ontology annotation, molecular function: ATP binding; protein binding; protein kinase activity. Lineage: Eukaryota; Viridiplantae; Streptophyta; Magnoliopsida; Poales; Poaceae. Gene Ontology annotation, cellular component: plasma membrane. Gene Ontology annotation, biological process: protein phosphorylation. The coding region runs from base 60 to 3098 and encodes 1012 amino acids. The transcript has a single exon.
AGCAGGGAGUCCAAGCGCUCUGACACAAAGAAAGAAGCUUCCUUUCCUCCUCCCCAGCCAUGCCGCCCGCCGGCCACUUCCACCUCCUCCUCCUCCUCCUCUCCACCCUCGUCCAUGCCGCCUCCGCCGCGACGGCCCCCGAGGUGGCCGCGCUCAUGGCCUUCAAGUCGUCCCUCACCAUCCCUCCCGCGGCCGACGCCUUCUUCUCUUCCUGGGACGCCGCGGCGUCCAGCCCCUGCAACUUCGCCGGCGUCACCUGCCGCGGCACCGCCGUCACCGCGCUCUCCGUGCGCGACCUCAACGUCUCCGCCGCGUCCGUCCCGUUCGGCGUCCUCUGCGGCUCGCUUAAAUCGCUCGCCGCGCUCUCGCUCACGUCCAACUCGCUCGCCGGGACCAUCGCCGGCGUCGACGCGUGCGUGGCGCUCCGGGACCUCAGCCUCCCCUUCAACUCCUUCUCCGGUAAGAUCCCCGACCUCUCGCCGCUCGCCGGGCUCCGCACGCUCAACCUCUCCUCCAACGCCUUCUCCGGCUCCUUCCCCUGGUCCGCGCUCGCCGCCAUGCAGGGCCUCCAGGUGCUCUCCGCCGGGGACAACCCGUACCUCACGCCCACCAGGUCCUUCCCGGCCGAGAUCUUCGGGCUCACCAACCUCACCGCGCUCUACCUCUCUGCGGCCAACAUCGUCGGCCCCAUCCCCGCGGGCAUCGGCCGGCUCACCGAGCUCGUCGACCUCGAGCUCGCCGACAACCCCCUCACCGGCGAGAUACCCCGGGCCAUCUCCCAGCUCGUGAAUCUACAGAGCCUCGAGCUCUACAACUGCUCCCUCACCGGCGCUCUCCCGCGAGGGUUCGGGAAGCUGACCAAGCUGCAGUUCUUCGACGCGUCCCAGAACUCACUCACCGGCGAUCUCUCGGAGCUCCGGUCCCUCACGCGGCUCGUCUCACUGCAGCUCUUCUUCAACGGGCUCUCCGGCGAGGUGCCCAAGGAGUUCGGAGAUUUCAAGGAGCUCGUGAACCUGUCGCUCUACACCAACAACCUCACCGGCGAGCUGCCGCGGAAACUGGGGAGCUCGUCGGACGUCAACUUCAUCGACGUGUCGACCAACUCGCUCACGGGACCGAUCCCGCCGGACAUGUGCAAGCGCGGCACCAUGCUGAAGCUGCUGAUGCUCGAGAACAAUUUCUCCGGCGAAAUUCCGGCCGCGUACGCGAGCUGCACCACGCUGCUGAGGUUCAGGGUCAGCAAGAACUCGCUCACCGGCGAGGUGCCCGAGGGACUCUGGGCGCUUCCCAAAGCCGAGAUCAUCGACCUCGAGGGGAACCAGUUCACCGGGGGCAUCGGCGACGGCAUCGGGAAGGCCGCGUCCCUCACCAGCCUCCUCCUCGCCGGGAACAAAUUCUCCGGCGCGAUCCCGUCGUCGAUAGGCGACGCCGGGAAUCUGCAGAGCAUUGACGUGUCGUCGAACGAGCUCUCCGGCGAGAUACCGGCGAGCAUCGGCAAGCUGGUCCACCUCGACAGCCUGGACAUUGCCGCGAACGGGAUCGGCGGUGCCAUCCCGGCGACCCUCGGCUCGUGCUCGUCGCUCAGCACGAUGAACCUCGCCAAGAACAAGCUCGCCGGGGCCAUCCCGUCGGAGCUGCGUGGCCUGACGCGGCUGAAUUGGUUGGACAUGUCGAGCAACGAACUCUCCGGCGCCGUGCCGGCGAUCCUCGCCGAGCUGAAGCUGAGCAACCUGAACCUGUCGGACAACCGGCUCGACGGGCCCGUGCCGCCGGGGCUGGCCAUCUCGGCCUACGGCGAGAGCUUCCUGGGGAACCCCGGCCUGUGCGCCAACAACGGCGCCGGCUUCCUCCGCCGCUGCACGCCGGGAGACGGUGGCCGUUCGGGGAGCACCGCGCGCACGCUCGUCACCUGCCUCCUCGCCAGCAUGGCGGUCCUGCUCGCCGUCCUCGGCGUGGUGAUAUUCAUCAAGAAGCGCCGGCAGCACGCGGAGGCCGCGGCCAUGGCCGGCGGCAACAAGCUGCUGUUCGCGAAGAAGGGGUCCUGGAACGUCAAGUCGUUCAGGAUGAUGGCGUUCGACGAGCGGGAGAUCGUCGGCGGCGUCCGCGACGAGAACCUGAUCGGCAGCGGCGGCUCCGGGAACGUGUACCGCGUCAAGCUCGGGUGCGGCACCGUGGUGGCCGUCAAGCACAUCACCCGUACCCGCGCCGCCGCGCCCGCGAGCGCCGCGCCGACGGCGGCCAUGCUGCCGCGUUCGGCGUCGGCGUCGGCGCGGCAGUGCCGCGAGUUCGACGCGGAGGUGGGCACGCUGAGCUCAAUACGGCACGUCAACGUGGUGAAGCUGCUGUGCAGCGUGACGAGCGAGGACGGCGCCGCCAGCCUGCUGGUGUACGAGCACCUACCCAACGGCAGCCUGUACGAGCGCCUGCACGGCCCGACGGCGAGGAAGCUGGGCGGCCUCGGCUGGCCGGAGCGGUACGAGGUGGCCGUGGGCGCCGCCAGGGGGCUGGAGUACCUCCACCACGGCUGCGGCGACCGGCCCAUCCUCCACCGCGACGUCAAGUCCAGCAACAUCCUGCUCGACGAGGCCUUCAAGCCGCGCAUCGCCGACUUCGGGCUGGCCAAGAUCCUCGACGCCGGCGGCAAGCAGGGCGAGCCGUGGUCAUCGUCGGGCGGCGGCGCGGUGGCGGGGACGGUGGGGUACAUGGCGCCCGAGUACGCCUACACGCGCAAGGUCACCGAGAAGAGCGACGUGUACAGCUUCGGCGUGGUGCUGAUGGAGCUGGCGACGGGGCGCGCCGCGGUGGCCGACGGCGAGGACGUGGUGGAGUGGGCGUCCCGGCGGCUGGACGGGCCCGGGAACGGGCGCGACAAGGCCAUGGCGCUGCUGGACGCGUCGGCGGCGCGGGAGGAGUGGGAGAAGGAGGAGGCCGUGCGGGUGCUGCGCGUGGCGGUGCUGUGCACGAGCCGCACGCCGGCGGUGAGGCCGUCGAUGAGGUCCGUGGUGCAAAUGCUGGAGGACGCCGCCGUGGGGCGCGAGUGCUCCGGCAACGGCAAGCCCGACGACGUGGAGGUCGUCAAGGUCGUCGUCGUCCCCUAGCUAGCCGUUCAACAAGGUUCAGUGCCUCCACAGAAACAUUUUAGAUCCGCCGUAGCCGUCCGAUCAGAGCAACGGACGGCCCUGAUCUGAGCUUGUGUAGAUCAUGUGUGGUAGUAAGAUUGUUCGUUGGUGAGGAAUUACCCAACCAAUCUUGUGUUUGUGUACGUACAGAAGUUAAUUAGAGUGGAAUUCCAAAAAUGGUGAAGUGAACUAGUUGCGUGUGUAGAGCAUGUGUGGUAGUAAGAGCCUGUUUAAGAUUGCUCUGUUCUUUAAAAUUCAGCUCUACUUU